GGCUGACUUCCGGGGCCACGAAUGGUGGUUCCAUGCAAUCCUCUCACAGUGCAGGCACUCAAUCGAUGGAUCCACCAGAAACAAGUGCUGAUCAAAGGAUUCCAAACUGUGUUCGAUCUCUCAGGAUUUGUGAAGAACGCUUGCGAGAGCAGGGAAGUGCAACCGCCUGCCACUGCCACCUAGAUUUCAUGCACUGGUGUCAACAAACUGAAGGCUGGUGGCACUUAAUGAAUGCUCACCAAAUUCUAGAGGUACGUGGAAACAGUUGCUUGGAUGUUUUCAACAAUGGAGGAGAUUCUUACGUGAAUGUACCAGUCAUGUCCCAGUCAAUUUCGGCCCGACGUGAAACAUGGCUUAGAAAAUCAGCUUAGAAGUUCAAGUGGCGUUGCUUCUGCCACUGUUUCUACUGCAUUGUUUUGAUAUUCUCGUCAAGAAGCUUGAAAAUGGCGUGCCAAUUUCAUGUUAUGCGAGGUGUUGUGCGUUGGGACUAGCUGUGGUAACCGGCGUCUUUGAAAGAAGUAUGUGCCUUGCCGAUCAGGCAUAUAGGAAUUUAUUGUUACUCAGAAAUCAGGGCUCUGUCGGCGGACAAUGUAUGAGGAAAGCGAAUGAAGUGACUAUACCGAGAGCAGAUACAGCGUACAGCACCACCUUCCUAACGUGAGGAAGGUAACUAGAUCUGACAAGCAGUUUCCAAACCUACAGCCUGAUGAAGUGCAGUCGCUGGAACAGAUUUUUGGUCUGCACUUGCAAUCAAACAAGCAGAACUCUGGUCUAGGGUUGCAAUCAAUCUCAAACAGGAUUGACCUGUCAGACUCAGAUCUCUGAGGGAUAGUUGUCACUGAAGAAUAAAGAAUAAAGAACAAAGCAGGAAAAGCAUUACCUUGCCCAUCAUUAUGGUUGGCGGUUGAGUUUUCUCCGGCUUGGAGAAGGUACUGACUAUGAUCUCAUUCCUAAUAAUCAACGCAGAUAACACUUAGGGAUUUGAAACUUGAAGUAAUUACCAUUGAAUGGAAUCAGACCAUAUACAUUUAUACUUGGUAAAUCAUAAGAGCAUAAUAUACCAUAAUAUAGCAAACUUAUUAUAUAUAAACAUCUUGUUUGUUCGAAAGUCAUGAAAAACUAGGUAUUUUGUACCUUACCUCACAAAUGAUGAGAAAUGCCUCAUAAAUAUGUCUUCAGUUUUAAUGAUUCUAGGGUAUGAAGUUGUUUUAAUCUGGUUUUAUAGCUUCCAAACAAUUAUAUCAUGUUGUAAAUUUUCAGCAGAAUCUAUUGGUUAGGCUCGUAUGGCUCAGUUAAGUAUGUUCCG
Messenger RNA from Marchantia polymorpha subsp. ruderalis, 1306 nucleotides. The record is from the annotation of a GenBank genome assembly. NCBI's taxonomy places the organism in Eukaryota, Viridiplantae, Streptophyta, Marchantiopsida, Marchantiales, Marchantiaceae.